CCGUGGAAGUAGCAAAAGUGUCAUUACCUCUUGCGUUCUGGUUCGCGUUCGCAUUCUCCACCGUUGCUUGCACACAGCAGUAGUAAGUAGCAUCGGUGCAGAUGUACGAAAAAGCGGCAAACCAUUUCAACAAAACCAUGAGCAUCGAGAAUCCCCACAUUCGCAAGGGCAAUGGGUAUGGGCGUGGAAAUUGGAAAAGUUUCGGUCGACAGUACGUUCGCCCGUGCGUUGGUUCGUUCCAUCAUGCCGUAGCACCGGGUAAACUGGAGAAGCACUGUACCAAUAUUACGCGUGAUUUUUUUUUUGUUAUGUUUGAUGAAAAUUGCAUCAUCCCUUUUAUUGUUUUACUUUUUCCUCCCGAUCACGUUCAACAUAUUCCGGGCAAAAGUUCUGCUGCUCGGUCAGUGCAUCACGUUACUGCCGGUGGUGAACAUAUUCAGUGCAAAUUACCGCACGGCUCGCUUCAAGCUGCGAAGCUUCCGCUGCAUCUACUCGCUGGUGUAUCUAGCACUGACCGGCAUUUACUGCACCUUCUUCAUCCGGUGGUACAUUAGGAAGGGACUGAACCUUGCCUACUUCGCUAACUGCAUCUAUAUGGUGGUGGUGUACCUGUCGGCCUGGCUGUUCUUCUUCAUUGCCCUCCGCUGGCAGUCGAUACUGGGUGCGUUCAGUCGCUGUGAGCGUUCGUUUUUGAGCGACCACUAUCGCCGCCAAUCGAAGGGCCGCUUUGCGCUCGGCUGGAAGAUACGGUUCACCGGCUUUGCCAUCUUUGCUCUGGCGCUAGUCGAGGACUGGCUGAAUUACUACUCCGCGUACCAGAGCAACAUCGUACAGAUAGCUACGUGCAAUCGGACCAACGUGACGGUAUGGCAGAACUUUUACCUACGCGAGCACCCGCACGUUUUCCAUUGGCUACCGUUCAAUGGGUUUACGAUUGCAAUAACGGAGUGGAUCAACCGUUGCAUGCGCUACACUUGGACGUACCUGGACAUCUUCAUCAUCUCGUUCUGCUACGGUGCCCAGUUCCGGUACGAGCAGAUCUUUCGACGCUUGGUCGCCGUGCAGGGUAUCGCUUGUCCGACCAACUUUUGGCACGAUGUGCGCAUGGACUACGUGGCCGUGUCGGAGCUGGUGCAAGUUUUGGACGCCCAGUUCGGACACCUGAUCCUGCUCGCCUGUGCGAACGAUAUGUACUUCAUCGCGACGCAGCUCUUCAAUGGGUUUCAACGCCGUAGAGUCAUUGCAAACUACGUGUACUUCUGGUACUCGCUAUUGCUCCUCAUGUUCCGAACGAUCGUGAUGCUUUAUGUUGGAUCGGGAGUGUACGCCGCCUCUACCAGCCCUCUUCAGCUGCUGCGAAACGUACCUUCCCAGCAUUGGGGCAUUGAUCUGCAACGGUUAACAGACGAAGUCGCUUCGGGUGAAAAUGUCCUUUCUGGAAAACAAUUUUUCUUUCUAAAGCGUCAGCUAAUUCUAGCGAUGGCCGGGACAUUGGUGACGUACGAGUUGGUACUGCUGGAUCAGGUGAAAAAAAUACCCGACACCUCGACCGACUGCUCCUACUUUUGAGUCGGUUGGAUUUGAUUUCCCCCUUCCGUAAUCGCGUGACACUCAACGCACACACAGCACCGUAAACAGCACCUGCAAGCAUUCGCACGCUUUGACGCUCUCCCGCUCCCGGGAGUUUAAUUAAUCGCUUUCUCCUCGAGCCAUGCUUGAAUGUUUGAUUGUUGGCGAGCCAGCUCAUUUGACCGCAACCUUCACUAGCACCAGGAUCCUUCGAAAUCGUGUAGCGCCGGACAGCCAAAGGCACAAGCCACACUCGUUUCGUAGCAAAGAGCCGAAGCAGACGAUACCACACCGCACACCGCGCGGUAAUGAUACAUGGUGGUAAUUAACGCGCCGAU
Anopheles coluzzii is the source of this 1907-nucleotide messenger RNA. RefSeq names its product gustatory receptor for sugar taste 64b-like. Gene Ontology annotation, biological process: detection of chemical stimulus involved in sensory perception of taste; sensory perception of sweet taste. Gene Ontology annotation, cellular component: membrane. Gene Ontology annotation, molecular function: sweet taste receptor activity. The transcript is spliced from 6 exons. The record is from RefSeq and is a predicted model, not a curated record. Lineage: Eukaryota; Metazoa; Arthropoda; Insecta; Diptera; Culicidae. The coding region runs from base 316 to 1569 and encodes 417 amino acids.